Messenger RNA from Girardinichthys multiradiatus, 2554 nucleotides. It is a transcript of the gene szrd1, whose product is annotated as SUZ RNA binding domain containing 1. The coding region runs from base 313 to 726 and encodes 137 amino acids. The transcript has 5 exons. The record is from RefSeq and is a predicted model, not a curated record. NCBI's taxonomy places the organism in Eukaryota, Metazoa, Chordata, Actinopteri, Cyprinodontiformes, Goodeidae.
GUGACGUCACAGUUCUCAGACGUCGGAGGAGGAGGAGGUGGUUUUGAGGAGCUCCGUUCAGCCAACUUCACAGCGUGUUUGAGCAAAAUGAAACAUGGAUGAGGAGGUCGCUGAAAGUUGGGAGGAAGCUGCCCGUAGCGGGAAAUAGGACAACAUCCAACCAAGAACCGACUAAAGACCUGAAUGAUGUACCUGGCCCAUCAACCGAGCCAUUUACUGUUUGCCAAAGCUUGAUCAAAAUGGCCCUGGUGGAGGGGCGGCUGCCAUAAAACAAGUUUUAAAGAAGAAAAGCAAGGGAGAGAAAGGUAGGAAAUGGAAAAACGGUUGGAAGAGAAGCUUCGGAUCAGCCAGAAAGAAAAGGAGUCCAGUGAUUCUUCUCGAUCACCAUUAAAGACAACCAUGGUGAUUCAGGACAACUCCUUACCAGCAGGGCCGCCGCCUCAGAUCCGAAUUUUGAAGCGACCAGCAAGUAACGGGUCAUUGGCAUCAUCCACGAAUCCAAACAGGCCCACUCCGCAGGUCAAGACUCUGGCCCAGCGAGAAGCAGAGUAUGCAGAGGCCAGGAAACGAAUACUGGGUAGCGCCUGCCCAGAGGAGACUCCUCAGGAAAAGCCCAACACUGACAGGCCAGUGCGCAAUAACUCCACUAUGCCUUCAGAAGACACCAGAUCAAACAAUCAGGCUGUCUGGCAGCCCGCCAGCCCAGAUGGCACCCAUGGGUUCUGACAGCACAGAUAAGUGGGUCUCUGGGACGUCCCAGCCAUGGAGGGGACAGAGAGAUUAAGAGCCACAUGAGAUCAAACACCACAAUGUAUUCCUUUAACUUCCUCCCUUCGGUUCCCACAUAUAAGCCGGGCUGCGAGUAUGGCUGCGCUGGCGCGCUCCUCGUUCCUCUCACAGCCAGGCGAAUCAGUCAGAGAACAAGGAACUCUAGGAGGAAGUCAAACUGAAACGAGCUCUCCUCUCUCCCCUGCUCAUGUUCAUUUGGCACUGUGAUUAUGGACAUAUUCUGGACUCACUGUGAUGAUCCCCCUUUAAGAGACGCCCCUCAGCCUCCAUCUCUUUUAUUUUGAUUUUUUUUGGGGUUUUUUUUUUUUUUUUGGCUUCUGUCUGUCUUAGGAUGUAAGAAGAGCAGAAGCAAAGACUCUGCCAUGAGCAGUUCAAAGAUGAGGUGAAACAUUGGGUCAUAUCAAAACUAGAUCAUCGGGUUCUUGUACAGCAGCUUCCCAGCAAUAACACCAGACAUCACUACUCAUUUUCUUUCAUUUUAAUCACGUGUCUUUACUUAAGGGAUGCACUGGUACCUUUUGAAUACAGAUCACAGUUCUUACACACCACUAAGUCUGCUUAUAAAAACAGUAUUAGAUAGUAAGCUUUGAAACAGAAUCAUAUUCCUCUCCUUUGUUAUCUAGUGGUAAAAUCAGAGCAUAAAUAAGCUCUCUUAUCUUGUAUAAAUGAUACAUACAUUAAAUACUGAAAACUGCUCAAAGGAUCAGUGCACACCCUACUAUUAAAAACUGCCAUUUGUUUUUAAAAACUGAGGUCAGGGGUUAUGUGUGUCAAAUUAUAUAUGUGACAAGGUGUGUUUACUUUUCUAAGCUUUUAGCUGUCUUCCUUUGAUGGUAGCAUACUUUCUCUUUAAGAGUAAACAACAAUGAACAGGAGAGAGUGGAUCUAAGUCAGGUUUCAUGUAGCUUUUCUGCCUUUUCAAAUGAAAUGGCAGCAGCAUAAGAACAGUAUUUUAAAUAAACCAAAAGCCCCUUUUAAAAUAUAUAUAUAUAUUCAGCUACAUUCUUAUGAUUUGAAGUUGAUGGUUGCAGGAAUUUAAGUGAAGUUUUAAAUAAAUUUUAUUUCUGUCCUGUUUCCUUCCGGCCAGUGAUGUUUCUUCACAUCCUCCUCCGAGGUAAAACUUAGGAACUCAGGUCCAUGUGAAUGAGACUGAAUGAAUGAAAUGAACGAAGAUUGUAUUUUUCCAGCGUGUUUGUUUUCCCGAAAGACUAAUGCACGUAUUUAACUUAUGGUCGGCACUUAAAAACAGCCUAAUGUAACAGAAAAAAAAAAUUGCUUUCUCAAGCUAAAGUCAUUCUAGUUGUCCUUUCUUUUUACGGAUGUUUGCGUCUUGGUGUCAGAAGUGUAACGUCACUCCUUGUAGGAUUGUUCAGUAGCUAAUGAGCCGUGGCUGAAACAGAGCACCACUGGUUGAGAACCAGAGAACUCGACUGUGUGGCCUUCCAGGACCACCAUGCCCAUUAAAUGUUUUCUCACCUGUAAUUGUGCAGAAGAGAUCUCAAAGCCAUAUUUUGUGGUGCAAGAACAUCAACACAAAAGACUCAUGGAAAUGGGUGAAUUCAGCUUGUGCCUACUGUAUCACAUCUUUACUUCCUGGUUGUUGAUUUUUAUUCCUUUGGUUUUUAAGAGAUGAGAGUAUUUAAAGGGGGAAUUCUCAAUUUUGUUGAAGAGAUUUUAGUUGAGAAAAUCUAGUGGCAGAACAAGAACAGAAAAUACAAACUGCCUGUAAAUACUGAUUUAAUAAAUUGAUUUACUAAAAAUCUGA